This is a messenger RNA of Alternaria alternata, 555 nucleotides long. RefSeq lists its product as hypothetical. NCBI's taxonomy places the organism in Eukaryota, Fungi, Ascomycota, Dothideomycetes, Pleosporales, Pleosporaceae. The record is from RefSeq and is a predicted model, not a curated record. Bases 45 to 362 code for a protein of 105 amino acids. The transcript is spliced from 2 exons. Gene Ontology annotation, molecular function: RNA binding; RNA nuclease activity.
CCUCACUAUGCUACAGGUAAACCAAGUAUGUGUCUGGAUACAUCAUGAGAUAUCAUGGCGCAAACACAAUAGCUCACAGGAGAUAUAUAGACAGUCAAGGAGUUCGCAAACAGUACCCGGCCUAUUACGGCAACUACCAGAACAUCCCGGUGCCAGCUGACUGCAACGUACCCGAUCUCAUAGAAUGGAAUGAGUUCCCCAUCUUGCGUGGUAAAGUUCCAUUCGGGGAUGACUCCAACGCAGGACCAGAUCGAGUCGUCUUCGCUCGUAGGAACAACAAUCAGUUCACGUACUGCUUCACUGUGUACCACCAAGACAAUGCAGACGGCCAAGGUGCUGGAGAUUUCGCCCAGUGCACCUAGUUCUGAGUAGACUGCCUGAUCCGAGGGGUUCAAACGUUUUCAUUCGGGUCAGUCGAGCAAGACGUAGGAAUAUCUUUAGAUACACUGAAUACUAUCGGACAUGUAACAUAUUUCGAUGCGCCUGAUCAGUAGUUGGGUGGAUGACUACUAUCGAACCCCUACAAUUAUAUGUUUUUGCCAUUCUUCUUGUCAC